Papilio xuthus (Asian swallowtail) is the source of this 3782-nucleotide messenger RNA. RefSeq names its product Protein interacting with APP tail-1 (gene Pat1). Gene Ontology annotation, biological process: proteasome-mediated ubiquitin-dependent protein catabolic process; intracellular protein transport. The record is from RefSeq and is a predicted model, not a curated record. Gene Ontology annotation, cellular component: Cul2-RING ubiquitin ligase complex. The transcript is spliced from 13 exons. NCBI's taxonomy places the organism in Eukaryota, Metazoa, Arthropoda, Insecta, Lepidoptera, Papilionidae. Bases 291 to 2195 code for a protein of 634 amino acids. Gene Ontology annotation, molecular function: ubiquitin-like ligase-substrate adaptor activity; protein binding.
UCGCGCGCCGUCACAGUCAGCUGACGUCUUGUCCCAAAACCUACAAUCAGCUGUUUGUUUAAAGCUCCAACAUGCUAAUAUACAUUUAUCCCUUUUUCGCUCAUUUAGUUUUAUAUUUUAUCACAUGAUCCUUAUGUCGUGGCAGAAAAGGCCACUAAUUGUUUUUACACACAAUUCCGAAGCUAAUACAGCCAAUCGAAACGAAGAGACAGUUUCUCUAACCAAUAGGGUCGCAGUAACCGACCUGAACUUCGUACAAAUUUUGCAACCAUUCUAUAGAAUCGAACGAAAUGAAGCGACUUUUAUUUUAUCUCGCCAAAAUGGCGGACGCGUCGUUCGCGGUGCGCGGAAUGAAAACACCCGAUAAUCUUUAUGAAUUGUGUUUAACAAAUUUAGUGAACUAUUUGCAGAAAUUUAAGUGCGAUCGAAAUGAUUUGCGUUUGCUGCCGGACAGUGUCCUCAUGGAUAUUUAUUACAAGAUGCUGCAGGAGAAGCGGCUUUGUAUCCUGGGUGCGGAGCUCUCCGAGCUGGAUAUAUUUGAGCGGCUGUUGCGUUUCACCGGCGCCCAGCUGAAACUGCUGCAGUGCUUCCAGGCGGUGAUUGAACACGGCUCGAAGCUGUCUGUGGAACUUUCGGGGGCGUAUAUCAUGCGGUGCGAGUCCAGCGACCGCUCCAGAGACUAUCUCAUACAGCUCGGUCUCAGGCUAGGCGGGUUUUUCAACGAGGCUGGUUGGUAUGCGGACGCGGAGCGUGUGUUGCUGCGCUGCCGGCAACUAUGUCAGGCGCAACCGCAAUCGCCACGCUACCGCCGCCUCACGCUCGAGUGCUGCCACAGAUUACUGAACACUCAAUCGGCGUACUGCUGCUUCCCCGCUGCGGCGGAGACGUACGAGCUGUCACUGCGUCUGCUGGGGCUGGGACACGCCGCACCCGCCAGCGCACCGCCGCCCGAAACGCUCCGCGCCUGUCUGCGCGCGCUCGAUGGACACUCAGUUUGCGACUCCGACGACUACAGAUCGACAGCGUGCGUGGCAGCAGGAUGCCGCGCGGGGUGCGCCUCCGCAGCGCUUCUGGCGCGGUUGUGCAAGGAGUUCAGCUCGCUGCACUUCGUGCGCUGCGACUACGGGGCCGCGCACGCCUGGAGCACGCGCGCCCUCGCCCUGCUCACACCGCACGCGCCCGCCAGGGUGGCAGUGGAGGUGAUCAGAGCUUGCGGCAAGGCGUGCGUGGUGAAGCGGAGAUUCGCAGCAGCGGGGCUGCUGCUGCGGCAGGCGGUGGCGCUCGCCCGACGCGCAUUCGGGCCGCGACAUCCGGCGCACGCGCACGCACUGCUCGACUACGGCUUCUAUCUGCUCAACGUCGACUCCAUCUCGCGCAGCGUCGCCGUAUACGAGGAGGCGCUGUCGACACUGCGGCGUGUGUUCGGGCGCAGCAGCCUGCACGUGGCGACGGCGCAGGAGGACCUGGCGUACGCGCUUUACGUGCUCGAGUACUCCUCCGGCCGCUUCUACAAGGCGCGCGACCACGCUGAGCGCGCCAUCAGGAUCAUUGAGAACCUGGUGCCGCCUGAUCACCUGCUGCUGGCGUCUGCGAAGCGCGUGAAGGCGCUCAUACUGGAGGAGAUCGCGCUCGACACGCCCGCCGGACAGGACAUGAGCGAGCCGAGCCUGCUGGAGGAGUCUGAGGCGCUGCACAAGGCGGCGCUGGCGCUGUCCAUGUUGGCGUUCGGAGAGAAGAACGUGCAGACCGCCAAGCACUACGGCAACCUCGGCAGACUCUACCAGAGCAUGCAGAAGUUCCAGGACGCGGAGAUGAUGCACCUGAAGGCGAUCGCGAUCAAGGAGGAGCUGCUGGGCGCGGAGGACUACGAGGUGGGGCUGAGCGUGGGUCAUCUCGCCAGCCUCUACAACUAUCACAUGAACAUGCACUGCGCCGCUGAGAAACUCUACCUGCGCUCCAUCGCCAUCAGUCUGAAGCUGUUCGGUGAGCGAUACUCCGGGCUGGAGUACGACUACCGCGGUCUGGUGCACGUCUGCACGCAGCUGAAGCGACACGAGCGCGCAGAGCACUACAGCGCGCUGCUGCAGCGGUGGCAUGAACUGCGCGAGCAAUCAAAGACGGAGCAGCAGCCCGCGCUCAACGACGAGCAGGUGCUGCCGCUGGCCGAGCUGUGCGCCCGCCUCGACAUACAGUGAGCGCCCCGCCCACACACGCACUAGCCACACCCUCGGCCCCGCCCACACCAUCGCACACAGCCACGCCCACACCACCGCACACGUGGACACGUCUCGCCAUUUAACAUCAGGUGGAUUGUGGAGGAGGAUAUACUAAAAUUGGUAAAAUGUGUGGCGGGAAUCAUUUUGCUGCUGGUCCUCGAAUCAGUGAGUGUUGAUAUUCUUAUGACCCGGAAAUUCUGUAUCAAAACAAUCCGGGAAACAUCUUCUUCAUGAAAAAAACUAAUAACAUCCAACUGUUUUUCUUGUACAUAGAUUUUUUUAAUGCAUAUAACGAAUUUUAAAUUAUUAAUUACUCAAUUUAACUCUGUAUUUUAAUGAACCGAUUCGUUUAAGUUUAAUUUUUAAUCUGUGACAAUUUUGCUUGACUAAUCUUUGGCGCGAAAAUGACGUAAAGGAAGAGAAAAAAAGUAAAUUUAAUUGUUUAUACUCAUGUUUAAACGACAGCUGUUGUAUGAGAAAAGAGUGAGACGUUGUGUCUCAAAAAAUGUAUGAGAAAAUUGUAAAUGCAAAUUAGUGUUGCCAGUAAAAUUUGAUUACGCAAAAUAUUUAGACGCAACGUAACGAUUAGAAUUGAUUUUAAUGUACGUAGAGAUUUUGCACAAUUUUUAUUAUUUAAUUAGUGUUUGUAAAUUUGACUGGUGGGAAAUCGGCCAUUUGCAUAUUUGUGAUAAGAAACUUCAGUAGUCAUCUAUUCUGAUCUCUUAUACAAAUUAUUUUAUAUAUUUACGCUAUUACAUCUUAUUGGUUAUCAUGUAAUUAUAUUUAUAUUAAUCAUAAUAUUCAGUCGUAUACAGACUAUAAUAAUGGACAGAACAUCACAAUGAGGAAUCCAUAGACACUGUGAUCAUGUACAUAUUGUUUUGGACCAUAGAUUAAAUUGUGCAUAUGUGUAUUAGGAUGAGAUGUAUUUCAGUAGGCGUAUUAUUUACCUUGCUCUGCCUCUAUCUUGUGUUCCUUUAUAUUUAGUGAUGUAAAGUUGUAUACGGACGAGGAUAUCUGAACCAGUGGCCAUAAAUCAAACUAAAUUACGAUAGCACACUAGCGCCCCUGUUAAUGUCAGAAAAUGGUACAAGAUCCUUUUUGUAUAUCAAAGUAGGUUUUAAUACACAGACAGAAGCAACUGCGAUGGUAGCGCCCCUCACAGGUUUAGAUAUUCUUGUUUGAUUAUAAAUAUAUAAAAAUUAUGACCGCUUCCGUAUUCUAUAUGUGUACUAAGUGCAAUGUAGUGAGAGUAUAUAAUUGUUUCUUGUUUUGUUUGCGGAUUUCUUUGAAUGCAGUGCCACGUGUUUGUAUGAAUUAGCAAAUAUGUACUUAAGCUGGAAGAUUCGAUGUUGAUAAACUGCACUGCAUUUUAAACUUUCAAUGUUAUAGUUUUAAAGUCGCCUUUCGUUCGAUAUUUUGUGGAUAAUACUAUAAAAAUAUUUAGCUUCGACAUUGUAUUUGCAAGUAUUUGUAUUGACUUUGUUUGCGCGAAGUUACGUUAUAAUUUGUUAGCAGGUUAUGAAUGGCUGUUAGGUUCGUGAGCAAAUAAACGUUUCACGUCCA